Clunio marinus is the source of this 212-nucleotide messenger RNA. The record is from the annotation of a GenBank genome assembly. Lineage: Eukaryota; Metazoa; Arthropoda; Insecta; Diptera; Chironomidae.
CUUUUCAAUUUUUCUAUCAAGCAGUGAAGACGUUCUUCUUCUUUUGAAAAUAAAAAUAAUUAAGAAAAAUAUUAAAAUGUUAGCAGAGUUCACUGUUAACAUUCAGCCUAUGAGUUUUCCAUGUGGCUUCAUAUUAAACUUCAAUCAGAUGAAAGGAAAUUCGUGAGAAAGUUUUGCAUUAUUAAAAGCACAUGGAACUCAUCAAAAUAGCG